This is a messenger RNA of Kockovaella imperatae, 1292 nucleotides long. Its product is annotated as glycosyl hydrolase. The record is from RefSeq and is a predicted model, not a curated record. The transcript has 3 exons. The coding region runs from base 92 to 1270 and encodes 392 amino acids. NCBI's taxonomy places the organism in Eukaryota, Fungi, Basidiomycota, Tremellomycetes, Tremellales, Cuniculitremaceae.
CGCCAACUAUAAAUAUCGAGAUCCGAUGUCCUGGAACCCAACUGAUCUCUCACUGUAAAGCCAUAUAAUACUCACUGCUUCGCCUCUCACCAUGCUCGUCCUGUCACUCCUUUUACUCUCUCUCGUCCGAGCCAUGAGUCAAUCCGCUAGCAAGCUUCCCUUCGAGAUUUCACCUUCGACACGAUCGGGUGAUCCUAAUCACAUUCCCCCCACUUUCCCCAUUGCCCCGUUCCACAAGUAUUCGGGCAAUCCCAUUUUGAGACCGGAGCCUGAUCACAAGUUUGAAGAGGCCUUCCUGUACAACCCCACGGCCAUCGUCCUAGAUGAUACUGUGUUCAUCCUCUACAGAGCUCAAAACAAGGAGCUUCAAAGCUCCAUCGGUCUUGCCUGGAGCAAGGACGGUGUAAACUUUACCCGAUUGGAUCACCCGAUUAUUGCCCCCACCGAGAAGUACGAGCUCCCCGGAGGAUGCGAGGACCCCCGAAUUGUCCGUGUCAAUGGAACAUUCUAUGUGACUUACACUGCGUGGGACCUGGUCGAGCCGCAGCUCGCUCUUGCCUAUUCCGAUGACUUGGUCAAUUGGACCAAAGUCGGACUCGUGUUUCCCGGUAUCAUGGACGUGGACAUGAUUGACAGUGAUGUCCGAGUUCCUCGAUUCAACCAUUCCAAAUCCGCUGCCAUCAUCAAUGAGCCCGACUCGAAAGGCCAAUAUCACAUGUACCACGGUGAAUCCCUCAUCUACCAUGCGGUCUCGACCGAUAUGAAACACUGGAAGCCUGAUCCCGUUACGACUUACUUUGCUUCACCUGCUCAUCCAUGGGAAGCUAGAUUGAUGGAACCUGGACCCGCUCCCAUCAAGACUCGUGAUGGAAAGUGGAUCUUGUUCUAUAAUGGUGUCGCCGACGGUCGAGCAGGAUACACUAGGGGUUCUUAUUCCACUGGUCAGAUGUUGAUCGACCCUGAGAUUGGUAACAAACCAGCAAAGAUCGACCACAAGACUGGUAAAGAGAGACCAGAGGCCCGAAACGGUCCGAUCGCUCGAUUAGAGAGACCCGUCCUGGUCCCGGAUGCCGAGAACGAAGUGGAAGGUCAGGUCAACCAGGUAGUCUUCACCGAAGGACUCGUCCAGUUCAAGGGUAAAUGGUACCUCUACUUUGGUCAGGCCGACUCUGAGCUAGGAGUCGCCAUUGCCGAUGUCGAACCGUGGCACAAGGAGGAAGACAAGCAUAUUUUUCAAAAGACCUACGGUCAAAAGGUCAUGGGCAUCUGAGAAUGCAUAUAAUGAUACAUGU